Messenger RNA from Plasmodium inui San Antonio 1, 237 nucleotides. RefSeq lists its product as hypothetical. The coding region runs from base 1 to 237 and encodes 78 amino acids. The record is from RefSeq and is a predicted model, not a curated record. The transcript has a single exon. NCBI's taxonomy places the organism in Eukaryota, Apicomplexa, Aconoidasida, Haemosporida, Plasmodiidae.
AUGAACCCAGAAAAAUUCGACGUCUCUGCUCCCUCAGGAAUAAACAACCAACUAGAUUGGGGAGGACGAGUGAGGUUAGUCAACAAAACUAAGGAGCACGUCUCAAUCUUAGAAUCUCCCCAAAAUUGCAAGGGCAAGUGUCAAAUUAGGGGAUACCUAAAUCCAGCCUUCAACAGCACCCAAGGCUCAAGUGUAUUAGGUCAUAACACCUCUACAUUAAACAAACAACCCCCCUGA